Molecule: messenger RNA, 2742 nt
Organism: Gigantopelta aegis
Lineage: Eukaryota; Metazoa; Mollusca; Gastropoda; Neomphalida; Peltospiridae
Product: cytochrome P450 1A5-like
Exons: 11
Coding region: 139-1644 (501 amino acids)
Biological process (GO): progesterone metabolic process; hormone biosynthetic process
Molecular function (GO): heme binding; iron ion binding; steroid 17-alpha-monooxygenase activity
Source: RefSeq, a predicted model, not a curated record
CGAAUUUUAAUGGUCACAAUAACAUUGUGUUAACACGGGGCAUGCUGGGGUCACUGCUGGUAAAGAAGCCACGUAAAGAGAGUUUCCACACGAGUUGUAAACCUCUGACCUGCGGUUCACGGCUUCAUAGGACAGAUAAUGGGUGGCAUUCUGAGUUAUGUACCCCUGUCUCUGACAACCCAGACUCUCAUGGUUGCCGCUGUGUUUGGAACCACAGCGUACUACAUGUUCAGAAAAAGCUACCGCUUACCUCCUGGUCCGUUCGCUCUUCCACUCAUAGGAAAUGUGUUAUCUUUCAAAGGAACACCUAUGUACCAGAAACUCGCAGAAUGGACCAAAACGUAUGGACCGGUAAUGACCGUAUACUUAGGCCCAAUACGUUGCGUGGCUCUGAACAGUACCGAGGUUGUAUUGGAGGCUCUGGUAACCAAACAGGCGGACUUUGCUGGUCGCCCCCAGACGUAUUCAACCUUGAAGUUCUCGGACGGAGGAAAGAGUAUUGCGCUUGGUGACUAUCACGCCACCUGGCGACUACACCGAAAAUUAGCAACCAAAGCUUUGAGACACUUUAUCAGUGGGAACCAGCUGGAACAGAGAGUGACCGACUCCUUGGCCAAGGUUAUACCUCUGUUGAAAAACGCCAAAGAUCCGAUUAAUCCACACGAAUACAAUACUCUUGUUGGGGUGAACAUACUGUGUGGCGUGUGUUUCGGAGAAACGUAUGAUGUUGAUGAUGCCAUGUUCAAGAAUAUGAUCCACCUGUUUGAUGAGUUUUUAAACAGUUUUGGAAAUGGACUUCUGGAGGAUAUUAUUCCACCAUUACGUCUUUGUCCGACUGGGAAGAUGAAACAGUUAACGAAAGUAAUGGAUGAAUUCUUUGGUUUGAUGGACACGUUUAUUGACGAACACAGGAAGACCUUUUCACCGGAUCACUGCAGAGAUUUUACGGACAGCAUUUUGUUGGCACAGAACGAAGCCAUAGAAGAGGGCGAUGAAUUGACGAAAUCACGGAUAACGGACGAGCACAUUAGGCAAACUGUCGGAGAUAUAUUUGGAGCUGGGAUUGACACGACCCGUUUCACGUUGGACUGGGCAAUGCUGUAUCUAGCUACAUCUCCUGAAGUUCAGUCUAAAGUUCACGAAGAAGUAGACAAAGUUGUGCCUAAAAGCGGCACCAUGUUGUUGUCCUAUCGAAACCAGCUGCCCUACACGGAAGCCGUACUCCACGAGGUUAUGAGAUUGUCUUCUGUUGUGCCUCUGAGUCUGCCUCACUCUACCAUCUGCGACACCAAGAUAGGCGACUAUGACAUCCCACAAGGAACCAUGGUUCUCCUCAACCUAUGGAUGAUGCACCACGACCCAGACAAAUGGACAGACGUCGAGGAUUUCAAACCUGAAAGAUUUUUGGACGAAACUGGCGCCAUGGCACCUAAACCUGACAGCUGGCUGCCUUUCUCGGCGGGACGUAGGGUGUGUCUGGGGGAGUCUGUAGCGAAACCGGAACUGGUGCUACUUCUGGCUGGAUACAUGAGGCAGUUCAAGAUUUCGCUACCAGACGGCGUGAAACCAGAUUUCGAGGCUAUUGGUGGAGGUUUCGUCAGAACGCCAAAACCUUUCAAAGUCGUUUUUGAGGAACGUGACUGAUUUGUAUUUUAUGAGCAUUGAAUAUGGAUUUCGUGACAUUUAUUGUUCACUGAGAGACUAAUAAUGCAUGUGUUACUAUAAUGUGUGCUUUUAAGACAUUUGUACAUUUAAGACACAUAAAAAGAAAUUUGAAUAACUUUAUUCUGAUGGUGUAAACAAGAUUAAUCAUUGUUUACAUAGUCUAGUGCUUUAUAAUCUAGUCUCAGACUUUAACGUCAUGGCAACGCCAUACAAAUUGUAUGCAUGUAUUAGGUAGUUCAGUCUAAGUUCUAAAGUUAUAUAUGUACUGGCCAUGGAGUUGGUAGUCCAUGAAUCAUUUGAGAAAGUGAUCACCCAGAGACGUAUUAUUUGAGUAUUUGGCGUCCUAGGCCACUAAUAUUUUAUGCCCCAUCGUAAUACCAUGUAAUAGGGAAUAACAUGAGGGUAAGCGGGUGGGCGGGUGGAUCUGGCAUAAAGAGUAAUUUCUACUACUUGGUGGAAUUUCAGUGCAGCAUGCAAAACAAAACAAAAGAAUUAUUUUAUUAUGUUUUUGUUGUUUUGGUUUUUUUGCAAGGUUUUGCCACCCCUAAAAUUUGGCGGCCUAGCCCUGGGCUUAGUUGGCCUGUUCACCAAAGUUUAAACCUUUACUACUUUUUUUUUAGGAACAUGACUGAUUAUACAAUGGUUAUUGUCCAUAAAAAAGAUGGAACGAUCAUAAUAGGUUAAUAUUCAUUGUUCCUUGAGAAAAACAAAAUUGUGCAUCCUGGCAACAGACACCAUAGUAUUAUUAUAAUAUAUACGGGUACAAACUCUCUAUAUGAAUAUAUCGAAUUGCAUGUUUAAAAAGUUUUGAUAAAAUUUAGCUUCUUUAGCAUUUGUAAAUCUUUCAAUGAUAUUUUCUCAGAAAUUAUUAAAUGUCUUCUUUUUUUUAUGGGACAUUUUAAUAAUCAGUUACUAGCAAAAUUCAGUGUUAUAUGUUAAAAUAGCUAGGUAUUUCAUUUAGCAGUCUGUAUACAAUGACCUUAGAAUUUUGGUGUAAAAUAACUUAGAUAAAAGUGGCACCUGAUGUGCCGUUUGUAAUACAACAGGUUCAAUGUAAUUAAAUAACUAUACUGAUAA